Molecule: messenger RNA, 1767 nt
Organism: Cyphomyrmex costatus
Lineage: Eukaryota; Metazoa; Arthropoda; Insecta; Hymenoptera; Formicidae
Exons: 3
Coding region: 1-1767 (588 amino acids)
Source: RefSeq, a predicted model, not a curated record
AUGAAAAAUCGUUUAUACGAUUACAUCUGCAUUUUCGUCGUACUCGAGAUAUUGCAGUCGUCAAUUUGUUGUACGAAAAUUGUCAGUGAUACUCGCAGAACAAAACGGGAGAUAUCUGUUGCUGAAACGUCACAAUUAAAAGAAGAGGCCAACUAUGCAAAAGAAAUUAAUUUGCAGCAUGAAGAGAAAAGUAAUAAUGAUCUUGCAGAAGAUGGUACAUAUCAAGAUGAUACAGAUAAAAAACGCAAAAUUUCGAAGAAAGCUGCGAAUUUCAUGAGCUCCACUGACUUUCGUCCAUCAAACGCUGAAGAAUCUUUUAAACAUGACAAUGUAUCCAGCUAUUUUAACUCGAAUGGGGAUUUAGAAGAAACGAAAGAAGUGAAUGAAGAAGCGACAAAACGAGACCAUGAUAAAAAUGAAGAAGCAAGCAAUCUCAUCCGUUUACCUAGGAACGCAAAUGACGACUUCAACAGGUAUAUCGAUCAGGAUGAAAAAUCGAGUUUAUACGAUGAUUACGAGACGAAAGACAUCGCAAAGCGUGGUGUUCUAAGCGGCUCAGAGGAUUACGAGGAAAUGGAAGACGAUUUACCAGAAGUAGAAGCUAUGGCUGCAGUGCAAGAAUUAACAAAUGAAGCCGAAAAGAGAGAAACACAGAAGGAUGCUCGGGUGAAAAGAGACCAAGCGGAAACUUCAGAAAUGCUGGAUAAAUCCAGGUCAAAUCUAGACAAUCCAGCAAAGUUAGAAGAAUCAAAAAUUGCAGAAAACAAUCCUUACUCGCGCGAAGUUUCUCGUACCGAAUUGUUGAAAAGUUUUAACGAGGCACCCAACAUGGUCAAAGAUUUCGGAUCAAAGGACGCAAUCUCAAAGUUGAGCGGUUCCUCUAAAAUCGAAGAAUCAGCAAGCGCAGGUGCUCCGUCCAAGAAAGGCGAAUCAAAUGCAGAAUACGAGAAACGCGUGGAAGACGAAAUUCAACGGAAGAUUGAUUCGAUUAAGGAGGAGAUUAAACGAGAUAUUGAAGCGCAGCAACAAAUAGGAGACAUCGAGAAUAACAAUGCUAGAUUCGACGAGUUACAUGAUCAAGAGCACGAGGAUGAGGAGAGACAGAACUUUGAGAAUGAAUUAAUCAAGAAGCGCCAGACUAUAGCCAAGAGAUCUGUACAAGAGAUUGCUGAUGAUGCUAUCACUUCUAAUAAUAGUGAGAAGAAACGAGCUUCGAAAAAAGAACAGCAUAAAAAACGGCAACAUCGAUCUAGUAAGAUCAGUACAUUGGAUACCUCAGAGCAGAAUGAAAAUCUGAAAAGACAAGUCAUGACCGAUUACGACAAGUCUUCUGAGCAAGUUCCUUCGAAAGAGCUUUUCAAAAAGAAACGCGAGCGUGUCAGACAAAUUUUUUUGGUGAAUAACGAUCAGCAUCAGACAAAGAGAAGACAACUGAGAAGCUAUCCGUUACCAUCUGCUCAGGCAGUUGUCAAAGAUGAAUUAUUUAUGAAUCCCAAACUGAAUUCGUAUCUUCAUACGGACAAUAGAAUGCUUGAAAAAUUUUCGCCAGUUGACAGCAAAGAUGAAAAUAACGAAAAAGAACAGAGCCCUUCAGCAGAACAGUCAGAUUCUUCGGUAUCUCUUAUUGAAAGUUCACAGGAAUUGAGUCCACGUUUAGAAAAAGAAUACAAAGAGGCCUUUGGUGGGUUACAGAGUGAACCUGGCAACGCUCUAGCCAGAUUCAAGAGGGUCAAACGUGUGCUAACAAACGGUCCUAAUACAAUUUAA